Molecule: messenger RNA, 2208 nt
Organism: Hermetia illucens (black soldier fly)
Lineage: Eukaryota; Metazoa; Arthropoda; Insecta; Diptera; Stratiomyidae
Product: E3 ubiquitin-protein ligase XIAP-like
Exons: 2
Coding region: 630-2021 (463 amino acids)
Cellular component (GO): cytoplasm; nucleus
Source: RefSeq, a predicted model, not a curated record
UUGCUGUUAUACUUUAUGGAUUGAUAAAGUUUAUUUUGUUUCGAGAGAGCAAAAGUGGUUAUUUCCCCCAAACAGUUUGUGAUAAGAACAAUUAUACGCAUAUGAAAAGUUCAUAGAUAUUUUCUGAGUAAUAUGACUGGUCUAGUAUUAACGAUAAAAGAGAGUGACUAAUAAACUCGUAUUGCAUAGUGUACAGUGGUGAUUUAUAUUUGAUAAUAAUUAAUGCGUAAAAGCAAUUCACACAAGAAUCUAUUCGUUCGUAUAUAAAACUGUAUUCAUGACGAGAACUGUGAAUCGGUCUUUAGAACAGAGUCAUCAUGGAAACCAAAUGGCAACAAUAGUAUUUGAUUGUGAAUAACGUCCACGCACAUGCACAUAGAAUAUCUUUCCAUUAGGGGAAUUUCAUCACAUUCUUCGACACUCGCUAUCAGUUUGAGAGGGUUUAUUUUACCAGCGCAGUAACGUACUGACUAAUAGUAGAUAAAGCAUCGACAAUCUCACAUAAAGUAGCAAUUAUCGUUUGUGAAGGAUGCUUUUCUACAUUCCGAAUAGAAUAGUAAAGUUGGUCGGUCAUUAAGACUCUAAAAGUUUUGUUGAAACAUUGUAGUGAUAACUUCAAUCGCGAAAUUAUGGCAAUUAGCUCAAAAGGUGUAUUCCAUGCUCUUGAAACUUUCAAAAAUGCCCCAAAACACAUAAAAUGUAAUUCGGAACGCUUUGUAGCAGCAGGAUUUCAAUAUAGUGGAAACAACAAUGAAGUGCAUUGUGAAACUUGUGAGACAACAGUGAACGUCUCCGACGGCAACAUCGACCCAUGGGAUUCUCAUCAGAGCGCAUCACCAAAUUGUGUUUACUUGAAACUAAUAGCAAACUAUACACCUAAGCAAUCUCCACCGUCGGAAGAUGAAAAGAAAUCUAACCUUACUGCGUCCCUUUCAUCUAUUGCCAAGUCCUACGAUAAUGCACCUCUGGCAUUGAAGGCGGUAGCGCCAGGACUCACCUUAUCAGGUUUCUACUACACCGGACAGGGAGAUCAAAUAAAAUGUUGUAGUUGUGAAGAGACCUAUGAAAGUUUUCCUCAAGAUGUGGAUCCUUGGGAGUGGCACUUAAAAUCAAAACCAGAUUGUGAAUACGUUCAGCUAGUACAAAAAUAUGCAUUAUUUGACUACCCAGGUGGACAAAACUUGUUCGCAAAGGUUGCAUCUUAUGAGAAAUCUCCCGAGGUUUUGAAGAAGAAGUGCGGACAAUACGCAAUGGCAGGGUUUUUCUACACAGGCUAUUCCGAUCAUGUGCAUUGCCGUAGUUGUAAUUCAAAACUAUCUCAAAUAGCAGAAGACACUGACCCUUGGAGAGAACACAUUAAACUUAAGCCAGAUUGUAAGUACAUGCAAGUUGUCCAAAAAUACGGGAUAAUGGAAGCAAUGUGCCAACAGGAUUUGUCAGCAAACCUUGAAUCAUAUGAGAAGGCGCCCAUAGUGCUGAAGAAAACAGCUUGGAGGUACGCCAUGUCUGGUUUCGUAUACACCGGGUUCAGUGACCAAGUAUUUUGUCGCUGUUGUGGCACAACUCUCUCUGAAUGGACGGAACUUGACGAUCCCUGGCAAAAACAUAUAACAAAUGCUCCAGAUUGUAAAUAUGUUGAGAUUCUAGAAAAGCAUAAAUUGAUGGAUUUAACUGAUCAAGAUUUAUUCACAAAGAUAACAUCCUUUGAGUCGGCACCUAGGAAUUUGUGGAGGAUAAGAGCUGAACUCGCCAUGGCUGGCUUUUCCUACACAGGAAAAGGUGAUAAUGUGAAGUGUUACAGUUGUUGGCUCAAUCGAUCUAAUUGGACAGAUGAAAUGAACCCUUGGGAAAAACAUCUUGAAAACUCUCCGAAUUGCAAAUAUGUUAAGCUGCUGCAAAAGCAUAGUUCCCUGUUAGAAAAUGUUCAAAACUAUGAGGAUGCAGAUAACUGGGAAGGGAAGAAAGAAGUGGAAGACGAGAAAGAGGAUGAACAAGAGGACGACGAAGACUUAUGUAUGUAAAUGAAACCGUGGAAGUGGAAAUAGUCUAGCUAAUCUAAGUGUGCUUUCGAACUGUGAAAUAAUUUUUAACAAUUUCUAAAAAUGAUUUGAGAAGACUCUUCAUAAUAGAUUUUUAAUUUAAUUGAUUUUGAUGAAGUUUGUAACGUUUGGAUCCAAACAAGGCCCUUCUUUAAAUAAAAGAAAUACA